Molecule: messenger RNA, 1138 nt
Organism: Brassicogethes aeneus
Lineage: Eukaryota; Metazoa; Arthropoda; Insecta; Coleoptera; Nitidulidae
Source: the annotation of a GenBank genome assembly
UUCUUCAUUUAAACCUAACCGCACUUUUUUAAGCGGUGUUGUGCAUUAUUUACAAUGUAUUCAGUACUUCAAAAGAAGGAAAAUGCCCAUAGUGAAAGCAUUUGGAGUUGUGCUUGGGGUAAAUCUGUGCCGGAAAAAAAGAAAAAAGGGCAAGAAGAUGGGGAUGAUGAAAAAUCCAGGGACUCUAUUAUGUCAGAUGAACCUCCAACAGAAUACAUUAUAACCGGAGGAGUUGAUGAUUUGGUAAAAGUAUGGGAGCUACAAGAUGAUCGUUUAGAUUUAAAGUAUAACCUAGAAGGACAUUCCUUGGGAGUUGUUUCAGUGGCUAUAAGCAAUAGUGGAAAAUUAUGUGCAUCAAGCUCUUUGGACUCUAGCAUGAGAAUAUGGAACUUGGAAACUGGCGAAAAAGUUGCCAAUAUUGAUGAAGGACCUGUUGAUCUGUGGACUGUUGCAUUUAGCCCUGAUGAUAAGCAUGUUAUUUCUGGAUCUAAUGAAGGCAAAAUUACUUUAUACAAUGUAGAAAAUGCAAGUACUGAACAAAGUUUUGAGUCCAGGGGCAAAUUUACACUCAGUAUUGCUUAUAGUCCAGAUGGAAAAUAUAUUGCUAGUGGGGCAAUUGAUGGAAUUAUUAAUAUUUUCGAUGUUGCUUCAAAUAAAUUAUGUCACACUCUGGAAGGUCAUGCUAUGCCUAUUCGUUCUUUGUGUUUUUCGCCUGAUUCACAAAUUUUAUUGACUGCGUCUGAUGAUGGACAUAUAAAAUUAUAUGAUGUACAAAACACAGAUUUGGUGGGAACAUUAUCAGGCCAUGCGUCAUGGGUUUUAAGUGUUGGCUUUUCUCCUGAUGGAAAACAUUUUGUUUCUGGAAGCUCAGACAAAUCUGUUAAAAUAUGGGAAAUGAGUACUAAACAAUGUGUUCAUACCUUUAAAGAACAUACAGAUCAGGUGUGGGGUGUAAAGUAUAGCCCAGACAGCACAAAAAUUAUGUCGGUCUCUGAGGACAAAUCAAUGAUUUUGUAUAGCUGUCCAAGUUAAAAUAAUUUUUAUAAUUGUAAUAUUUUAAUGUUUAAGCAUGGAUAAAUUUAUUAUAAACAAAAGCAUGUGUUAAAGAAUUAUAAUAAACUUUGUACAAAUUUGUCAA